This is a messenger RNA of Penicillium malachiteum, 1443 nucleotides long. RefSeq names its product cytochrome P450. The record is from RefSeq and is a predicted model, not a curated record. Lineage: Eukaryota; Fungi; Ascomycota; Eurotiomycetes; Eurotiales; Aspergillaceae. The transcript is spliced from 4 exons. Gene Ontology annotation, molecular function: monooxygenase activity; heme binding; iron ion binding. Bases 1 to 1443 code for a protein of 480 amino acids.
AUGGCGUCUUUUGAAGGGUUGAUUUAUGGAAUAGUUCAAGCUCAAGCACUCCUUUUGGUGAUUGGAUUGGCUGCUUCAUUUCUCCUUGUUGUGUACCGCCUAACACUCCAUCCGCUCGCAGGAGUCCCUGGGUCUAUCCUUGCCGCUGCUACAGGAGCAUAUGAGGCUUAUUUCCAGCUGUUCAAAGAAGGUGGGGAGAUCUCUUUCUGGCAACGCACUUUGCUUAUCGGCUAUGCAGGCCCGAUCGUGCGAAUCAACCCAUGGGAAGUUCAAAUUAAGGACCCCAACUGGAACGACAUUUAUAAAUUGUCAUCGAAGGCUUCAAAGCCCAGGUGGUACUAUAGAAGUUUUGGCAAUACUAUUAGCACCACCACUACAGAGUCCGAUGAACUACAUCGCAUUCACCGUCAGGCGCUGACAAGUUGCUUCUCCACCCAAAAUAUCAGUAAAAGCGAACACACCAUUCAGGCCACAAUCGAUAAGCUUCAUGACCGUCUUCUCGCUUCCGUUGGCAAAUUUAUAAGCUUGGACAAUGUUUAUCGAUCUCUCGCGGUCGAUAUGGCGACUGGUUUCGCUUUCCAGAAGGCUUUCGGCAACUUGGACGACGCCAAGUUCAGCGAGGAUUUCAACAGGGCUCUCCGGAACUAUGGCCGUACCGGUCUAUUCAGUAGAUACUGUUUUGGCCUUCCAUUCCAGAUUUUGCAGUCGCUACCGGUAUUUAUUUCGAAGAAACUCAAUCCUGCAGUUGCAACUUUCAUGGCGGCACACGACAUGGUGCAAAGUAUGAUCAAGUCGGACCUCUCGUCAGAGCAGAAGAGCUUUCCUCGCAUUUUGGCAAAAUGUCGGAGUAUAAUCUUUGCUGGACAGGAAACGACUGCCACUGUGUUGACAUCAGUCACGUAUCACGUUUUGUUCAAGCCGGAAAUUCGUUCCAGAUUUCUAAAAGAACUCACUGAGGCCCGCAAUGCCAAAGCAGACAAUUUGGAGUACAAGGAUAUCCGACACCUACCAUACCUCACAGCUGUGAUAGAUGAGGCAUUUCGCACGUUCAACGCUGUGACUGGACGACUGACCCGUUUCUCGGAGACUUAUACAUCGAUUAGCAUACCUGAUACCCACAUAGAUCCGUCAAUCUUCACCGAUCCCGAAACAUUUCUCCCUGAUCGCUGGCUGAAAGAGUCCGACAACAAGCGUCUUUCGAAAUAUUUACAACCUUGGGGCCGAGGAUCACGGCUUUGUCUAGGCAUGGAAUUGGCAUAUUAUGACCUAUACUUGUCUAUCACGCGUCUAUUCGGUCCCGAUUGCGAUUUUGAAAUGGAGCUUUUUGACACUGGGCUCAAGGAUUGGGAGGCGUAUGGUGACUUUUUUGCACCAGCCAAUGCGCCAGGAGGUAAAGGAUUGCGAGUAUUGACUGUGCCCAAGUUGAAGUCAACCAAGCCGUGA